Puntigrus tetrazona (Sumatra barb) is the source of this 3039-nucleotide messenger RNA. RefSeq lists its product as uncharacterized. Gene Ontology annotation, molecular function: protein binding. The record is from RefSeq and is a predicted model, not a curated record. Bases 279 to 1514 code for a protein of 411 amino acids. The transcript has 10 exons. NCBI's taxonomy places the organism in Eukaryota, Metazoa, Chordata, Actinopteri, Cypriniformes, Cyprinidae.
CAACGGAAAUAUACGAAGAGUCGUUCGGGAAUCUUACGGAAACACACGAUCGUUAAUCACUCCGCGACAAAAGGCUAAUAACUAAAGUACCAAGACGUGUGAAAGCUGAUUGGUCACCGCGAGAUCCGGCGCACUCCUGCCGCGACUGCUGAGGCGAGGCCAUUCAGAGAACCAGCGGCGAGAUGCGCGAACGCCACGCGAGGCUGUGAUGUAGAAAAACUUUCUGAGGAUAUUUUUCAAAAGGUUUAACGGAAAGAUUUUCUAAUAGGCUGUCCAAUAUGAUGAAAGAUUGCCUUCAGUUCCUCAUUGAGCCGGCCAAGAAGCUCAAGUUUCGUCUGAAGGAGACGCGGAAGAGAGUAAAACAUGUGAAGAAAGAGCCGUUAACAGAGAGUCAGCUGUUUAUAAUGGAGCUCGCGCGAGAACUCAACAGAAUCUGUCAGAGGUCAGAUAUUCUGGCUCACAUCUGGACCGGAGAGGAUGUAUGGCCUCCUCGUGCCUGUCAAGAGUUCAUUGUGGAGACCGCCAACAUCCUGGAGAUGAAGGAAAAUACUGAGACGCCCGUGCAAGUUUAUGCUGAUCUGCAUCCAGAAAAGAGGGACUGGAAGAGUCAGUUGCUGAGCAUGCUGGAGCAGGGAGGAGAAUAUGACAUGGGCCCGUACAAAAGGAUCAUUAUGGACUGGACCAGAGGACAGCGCAACAGACACCCGCACGGUAUCUGGCCGGGGGAGGCGGUGCUGAUGACGCUGGACGACGUGGAGCUGCAGUGGAAGCGGGGUCAUCUGUCACAUCUGCGGUCGGCCGUGGAGCUGCUCAUAGGGGUCGUGUUUGGGGAACAUCUGGAUAAGGAGCUCAUUCCAAGGCUGUGGCUGGUACAAAAACAAAAGACCCAGAAGAUCGACUCCACAGGCUACAUUCCACACAUAGUGUGGAACUGGAUAUGUGACGCUGCAGUGGAGGUGACCCUUGACCCAGAGACGGCCAACCCUGCUCUGCUUCUGUCUGGGGACUGCAAGCGCAUGCAGUGCGGUCUGGAGCGGCGCGAGGUCCCCCCCAGCCUGCGGCGCUUCGACGGCUGGUGGUGCUGUCUCGGCUCUGAAGGCUUCUCGUCGGGACGCCGGUACUGGGAGGUAGAAGUGGGCGACCGUGACUGGCGUCUCGGGGUGGCCAAAGAAUCAGCUCUCUGCAAAGGCUACAGACCGCUGAACGCCCAGAGCGGAUACCUGACCCUCCGGCUGGAGCGGGGCUCCGAGCUCAAAGCCCUGACCACUCCGCCCACGCCCUUGCCCCAGUCACUCAUCCCGCGGAGGGUGGGGGUCUAUCUGGACUACGAGGAGGGGCAGCUGUCUUUCUAUGACACCCAGAAGCGUGCGCACAUCUACACAUACAGCGAGAGGUUCACAGAGAAGCUUUACCCAGUGUUUGGGACGGUGGAGAUGGUGCGGGAGAUGGUGAUCAGGCCUGCAGACCUCAGGGAGCCGUGUCUCUGUAAGGGACAAUGUCUGUUCUGCUUGUAAUGAACGCGCAACGGAUGCGGAAAAAUUACACACACCAUGAAACAACAGCACUUGAUCGAUGCUUACAAAAACUAGAAGCAUAGUGAAAAUUUGACAUUUUUUAGAGUAGCUAAAGCUGUGAAAUCUGCAUCAUUGAGGAAAUGUUCAAAUACUGUUGUUAACCGAUCUGAUUGGUCAAAUGCCCAUGUCUUGUCACAGAGAGCAGCACUGAUGAUGUAUUUUUCUAGGCCUGUCUGGAAGUUUGCACGACCCUGAUUCCCUCAGCAAAAACACAAUGGGAUUUUUUUCUUCGGCUUGUUCAAAGCUUGUGGAUUAUUACAGAAAAUAAUAUCAGUUACCUAAAAUUCUCAACUAAAUGGUAAUAUACUGACUGAGCUUGUGUUAACCACAGACCCUAUUUCAGGUAUUUAACCAAAAACCUUUUCAAAAGACCAGUUGAACGCUGGACUGAAAGUGUUACAGUGUUAAAAACUCAUUUCUCAUUCUGGCGUACAAAAAUACAUCAUCCCUGCCGAGCACUACCGGUCGAACUAAUAAGUGUGUUUAACUUCAGGCAGCACUGCAGAGAACUGACUCAAAGAACACUAAAUUGCUUUUAUAACCAUUCAAAAAUAUCUUAAGUAUUAUAUUUUGAUGUGUUUAUCAAUAAAACUGAUUAUAAAAGACGGAAUUGUAUUGGUAUUUUAAAAAAAAACCUUAUAGAUGGUUUACACAGGCACUGUAUUAUUAAAUUACUAAGCAAUUAAAACUAAAUAAACUCAAAUCUAAAACAUUUAAAAAAAAAUAAUUUUGAAGACAAAAGUUACUAAAACUUUGUUAAAAUUUUAUGAAAACAUAUAUACGUAGUGGUAAUAAAACACUGGCGAGUUGAAGUUGAACACACCUAUUGUUGCUGUAUGAGACUGGUUAGCAUGCAGUUUUCACUUUUUCAGGAAAUCAACCCGUGUUAUAUUUGUGCUUAUUAAUCUGGGAUAGGAAUACAUUCUUGUGCAGCUACUAAAACAUAUUCUUUAAAAAAAAAACUUUUAAGGACUUCUUGCUUAAACAUACUGAUGCACGAGUGCUGGGAAUGUGUUUAUGAUUUCACUUCUGCCACUUUUUUUCUGCAGUUAGUUUAGGUUGAACUGCUAAGUGUAUAGAUUGUACUCAUACUUUGUUUUACAGAUGUUUUUUUUUUUUUUUUUUUUAAGAAAUUCAACUUAAAAUCUACUCUCUCAAAUUUCAUAGAACGUUCGAUAUUCAAAAUGGAACUGACCGCGAUAAUGUCAUUGUAAUAUUUCUAUUCUUGUUUUAUUUGCAUACUGAAUUUUAUUUUUUUUCUUACAUCUAUUGCAUUGUUUAUAAGUGCAUCACAUUCAACUAACUUUUUUUGUUUUUGUCGGUCAGUAACAUAAGAAAGCGUAUAGAGGGCAGUGUAAGCACAUACAAUCGAUGUAAAGCAUUUCAUUAGGUCAUUUCACAGUGGGCUAAAAACAUUCAUUUCCACCUAAAUCUGUUUUUAAUAAACGAAGCUGACACACAAGGA